GGGUUAUUUUUAAUCUGUGGACAUUAUUUUAAAAAAACAUCCUAGUUUUUUAGAGUUCAAUAAGGUUUUAUUGUGUUUUAAAUUUUCAUUUCAACCGACUGUGAAAUGUUUGAUUUAUUAAUAAAAGUGCGAGUAAUAUAGAGCCUACACCACAAUAAUUUUUAAUAAUGUAAAAAAAAAACAAGAAAGCGCGCCAAAAUGAAUCAAGAAACACGCAGCGAUUCGCCGAGCGACAAACGUCAAGAGAAUGCGAAAACUUCUUUUUUAAUCGAAGACAUUCUGUACCGUGGGCAAAGGACACAGUUCAAACAGCCAGAUCCAAGGAGGUUCGAUUAUGAGCGGGAACCUAAGUAUUACCCCACUCCAAGUGAAAUAAGACCCCAUGUACCUAGAGAAGGCUAUUUACAAGUGGCAAUGGGGGCUUUAGGUGCAUAUUUACACACACCAAACACUUUUAAGGCUGUGGAGACACCGUACUUUUUAUCACAAGGUGUACCAUACCACGCUUUAUUUACGCCGUCGGAAUUGUCUCUCUCAGCGUUGAAGCACUGCCGGCGGAGGAAAGCUAGAACUGUGUUUUCAGACCCUCAGUUGACUGGUCUAGAAAAACGCUUCGAAUCCCAACGCUACCUCUCAACACCAGAACGAGUAGAACUUGCCGGAGCGCUGAACCUGUCUGAAACUCAGGUGAAGACCUGGUUCCAGAACAGACGGAUGAAGCAUAAGAAACAGAUGAGAAAGCUGCAGCAGAAAGGCACAUCAGCUGUAGAUUUCACAACCAAAUCAGCUACUGGCAUAAAAUGUACACAGGAAGACUCCAGAAUAUCAACAACACAUACCUCCGACUCCGAUUCAGAACACAGUGAUAGCGAUAUCGAUAUUGUAGGCGAAUCGAAUUACGCACAUCACUAUUCAUCUACGUAAAAU
Messenger RNA from Colias croceus (clouded yellow), 927 nucleotides. Its product is annotated as brain-specific homeobox protein homolog. The transcript is spliced from 5 exons. Bases 199 to 924 code for a protein of 241 amino acids. The record is from RefSeq and is a predicted model, not a curated record. Gene Ontology annotation, biological process: regulation of DNA-templated transcription. Lineage: Eukaryota; Metazoa; Arthropoda; Insecta; Lepidoptera; Pieridae. Gene Ontology annotation, molecular function: DNA-binding transcription factor activity, RNA polymerase II-specific; DNA binding.